AUGCGAAAGCGCCUGGAGAAUCUGUUUAGCGAACGACGCCGUCUGAGGCUCAAAGAAGGUUCCAGAAGAGACGAGACGGUCGUAGAUCGAAACAGAGGGAUGGACGAGCUCCAUGAAGAUGGAGAGAGUCGAAUCAGUGUCGAUGAGAUCAUGGAUUUGAACGAUGUUAGGGUGAUAGGACAAGAGAGCCAUGAGCUUAGGCUCGUUGUCGAGACAGGCACGGUCAAGGUCGUCGGAGAGAGAGGCUUUGUCGAUGGUUUUGCAAGCGAAGAAAUCACCGGUGGCCGGAGCGUAGACGCGAGAGACGGUGCCGAAACGGCCACGGCCGAUCUCCUCGCAGAUCUGGAUUUUAGAUAUUAUUUCCCAAUCCAAAUCUAUUUUUUUGUUUUGUUAGAAGUUUACUUGGAGAAGUCUAAAAUUCACAUUUAA
This is a messenger RNA of Arabidopsis thaliana (thale cress), 429 nucleotides long. RefSeq lists its product as uncharacterized. The transcript is spliced from 3 exons. NCBI's taxonomy places the organism in Eukaryota, Viridiplantae, Streptophyta, Magnoliopsida, Brassicales, Brassicaceae. Bases 1 to 429 code for a protein of 142 amino acids. The record is from RefSeq and is marked reviewed.